Messenger RNA from Alternaria incomplexa, 858 nucleotides. RefSeq lists its product as uncharacterized. NCBI's taxonomy places the organism in Eukaryota, Fungi, Ascomycota, Dothideomycetes, Pleosporales, Pleosporaceae. Gene Ontology annotation, molecular function: hydrolase activity. The record is from RefSeq and is a predicted model, not a curated record. The coding region runs from base 1 to 858 and encodes 285 amino acids. The transcript has a single exon.
AUGUCUUCCUCAAACCCUCUCAAUGCAGACUACGCAUGGCCGCUGUACGAUGAUGAGCCCAUCGAAGGAGCCUUCGCACUCGACACCGCCAAUGGCAUCGACGAGGCCGUCGCAACAAGCGUCACACGUCCCUGGCUCUUCGCCUUUAAGCCCACCACGUCUACACCAAACGGACGAAAUAUCCUUAUUCUAGGUGGAGGAGGAUACGUCGAGCUCAUGGUGGGAAGAGAAGGUGUGCAGGUAGCGAGGUGGCUAGCAGGGCUAGGAUUUUAUGUCUUCGUGCUCAUACAUCGUUUUCCGAAUAAAGAGACGGGCAGUCAGGCGCCAGUAGACGAUGCCAGGCGGGCUCUUGAAAUGUUUGACGAGAAGGGCUUUGCAAAAGGUCGUAAGGCUGUAUGCGGUCUCUCAUCUGGUGGUCAUCUCGCUGCAUCGCUACUCUCGACGUAUCCUACCUGUUGGAGCAACCCGAAUGCGGAAAGUGGUGUUCCAUACCUCGAAUUCGCUAUUAUUGGCUAUGCGCCUAUCUCGACGAAUGCAAAAGGACGCCAGAUCAUUGCGAACAAGCCAGCGCUGGAGCCGCCAGAGAAACAGGCGCUUUACGAUACGGUGCAGCCAGACGUACAGUUGGAGAGCAGAGUUCCGCCAACCUUCAUAGUGUAUGCUGGGAAUGAUCCGGUCGUGCCGGUGGUGAAUGCAUAUAGGCUCGCUGAAGGCAUCAUGAAAGCUGGUGCCCCUGUAGAGCUUCACGUCUUCUCGGAUGCACCGCAUGGGUUCGCGCUGGAUACGCCAGGCCUUCCGGUGAGCGAUUGGCCGAGCAUGUGUGAGAAGUGGAUGAAACAGAAUGGCUUUAUAGACUAG